CCCGCCGGGGUCCGUGUCCAUUCUGGGCGGCCGGACCCGGGCCCGAGCCCGAGCAAGGAGCCGUCGCCAUGUCGGUGGUGGGCAUCGACCUGGGCUUUCAGAGCUGCUACGUCGCUGUGGCCCGAGCCGGCGGCAUCGAGACGAUCGCUAACGAGUACAGCGACCGCUGCACGCCGGCUUGUAUUUCUUUUGGUCCUAAGAAUCGUUCUAUUGGAGCAGCUGCGAAAAGCCAGGUAAUCUCCAAUGCAAAGAACACAGUUCAAGGAUUUAAAAGGUUCCAUGGGCGAGCAUUCUCUGAUCCAUUUGUGGAGGCAGAAAAAUCUAGUCUUGCGUAUGAUAUUGUGCAAUUGCCUACUGGACUAACAGGUAUAAAGGUUACAUACAUGGAAGAAGAGCGGGACUUCACCACUGAGCAAGUGACUGCCAUGCUUUUGUCCAAACUGAAGGAGACAGCCGAGAGUGUUCUUAAGAAGCCUGUUGUGGACUGUGUUGUGUCGGUUCCGUGUUUCUAUACUGAUGCCGAACGACGCUCAGUGAUGGAUGCGACACAGAUCGCAGGUCUCAAUUGCUUGCGGUUAAUGAAUGAAACUACUGCAGUUGCUCUUGCAUAUGGAAUCUAUAAACAAGAUCUUCCUGCCUUAGAAGAGAAACCAAGAAAUGUAGUUUUUGUAGACAUGGGGCAUUCUGCGUAUCAAGUUUCUGUAUGUGCAUUUAAUAGGGGAAAACUGAAAGUUUUGGCCACGGCCUUUGACACCACACUGGGAGGCAGAAAAUUUGACGAAGUGUUAGUAAAUCACUUCUGUGAAGAGUUUGGAAAGAAGUACAAACUGGACAUAAAAUCCAAGAUCCGAGCAUUGUUACGGCUGUCUCAGGAGUGCGAGAGACUCAAGAAAUUGAUGAGUGCAAAUGCUUCAGACCUCCCUUUGAGCAUUGAAUGUUUUAUGAAUGAUGUUGAUGUAUCUGGAACUAUGAAUAGAGGGAAGUUUUUGGAGAUGUGUGAUGAUCUCUUAGCUAGAGUGGAGCCACCACUUCGCAGUGUCUUGGAACAAGCCAAGUUAAAGAAAGAAGAUAUUUAUGCCGUGGAGAUAGUUGGUGGUGCUACACGAAUCCCUGCGGUGAAAGAGAAGAUCAGUAAGUUCUUUGGUAAAGAACUUAGUACAACAUUAAAUGCAGACGAAGCUGUCACUCGAGGCUGUGCCUUGCAGUGUGCAAUCUUAUCACCUGCAUUCAAAGUCAGAGAAUUUUCUAUCACUGAUGUGGUACCAUAUCCAAUUUCUUUGAGAUGGAAUUCUCCAGCUGAAGAAGGGUCAAGUGACUGCGAAGUCUUUCCCAAAAACCAUGCUGCUCCUUUCUCUAAAGUCCUCACAUUUUAUAGAAAGGAGCCCUUUACUCUUGAGGCCUACUAUAGCUCUCCUCAGGAUUUGCCCUACCCAGACCCUGCUAUAGCUCAGUUUUCCGUUCAGAAAGUUACUCCGCAGUCUGAUGGCUCCAGUUCCAAAGUGAAGGUCAAGGUUCGAGUAAAUGUCCACGGCAUUUUCAGUGUGUCCAGUGCGUCCCUAGUGGAAGUGCACAAGUCUGAGGAGAAUGAGGAGCCUAUGGAAACUGAUCAAAAUGCAAAGGAGGAAGAGAAGAUGCAAGUGGACCAGGAGGACCCACACGUGGAAGAACAAUCACAGCAGACACCCGCAGAGAAUAAGGCAGAGUCUGAAGACAUGGAGACCUCUCAAGCUGGAUCAAAAGAUAAAAAGAUGGACCAACCACCACAAGCCAAGAAAGCAAAAGUGAAGACCAGUACUGUGGACCUGCCGGUUGAGAACCAGCUCUUAUGGCAGAUAGACCGAGAGAUGCUCAACCUUUACAUUGAAAAUGAGGGUAAGAUGAUCAUGCAGGACAAGCUGGAGAAGGAGCGAAACGACGCCAAGAACGCGGUGGAGGAGUAUGUCUACGAGAUGCGGGACAAGCUCGGCGGCGACUAUGAGAAGUUCGUGAGUGAGGAAGAUCGUAAUAGCUUUACCUUGAAAUUGGAAGAUACUGAAAAUUGGUUGUAUGAAGAUGGAGAAGACCAGCCAAAGCAAGUCUAUGUAGAUAAAUUGGCUGAGUUAAGAACUUUAGGUCAACCUAUUAAGACACGGUUCCAGGAAUCUGAAGAAAGACCAAAAUUAUUUGAAGAACUAGGGAAGCAAAUCCAACAGUAUAUGAAAGUGAUCAGUUCCUUUAAAAACAAGGAGGACCAGUAUGACCACUUGGAUGCUGCUGACGUGACGAAGGUCGAGAAGAGUGCGAACGAGGCGAUGGGCUGGAUGGACAGCAAGCUGAACCUGCAGAACAAGCGGAGCCUCACGCUGGAUCCCGUUGUCACGACGAAGGAGAUAGAAGCGAAAAUCAAGGAGCUGACGAGUCUUUGUAGUCCUAUAAUUUCAAAGCCCAAACCCAAAGCGGAACCUCCGAAAGAUGAACAAAAGCAAGCUGAGCAGAACGGACCAGUGGACGGGCAAGGAGACAGCCCAGGCCCUCAGGCUGCUGAGCAGGGCGCAGAUCCGGCCAUGCCUUCGGACACGGCCAAGAAGCUUCCUGAGAUGGACAUUGAUUGAUUCCAACACUUGUUUAUAUUAAAACUAGACUAUUAUAAAGCU
Molecule: messenger RNA, 2633 nt
Organism: Jaculus jaculus (lesser Egyptian jerboa)
Lineage: Eukaryota; Metazoa; Chordata; Mammalia; Rodentia; Dipodidae
Gene: Hspa4
Product: heat shock protein family A (Hsp70) member 4
Exons: 19
Coding region: 69-2591 (840 amino acids)
Biological process (GO): protein folding
Cellular component (GO): nucleus; cytosol
Molecular function (GO): ATP-dependent protein folding chaperone; ATP binding
Source: RefSeq, a predicted model, not a curated record